Molecule: messenger RNA, 969 nt
Organism: Meleagris gallopavo (turkey)
Lineage: Eukaryota; Metazoa; Chordata; Aves; Galliformes; Phasianidae
Source: RefSeq, a predicted model, not a curated record
ACCCUAACUUAUUUUGGAUCAGGAUCUCCAUGGCACAUGAACUAGAAAGUAACCUGCAAUAGAAGGUCUCUUUUAUUUUGAAGCGACAGUCUUUAUCAAAAUGGUUGGAAAGCUCAAGCAGAACUUGCUGUUGGCAUGCCUGGUGAUCAGUUCAGUGACAGUGUUCUACUUGGGCCAACACGCCAUGGAGUGCCACCACCGCAUAGAGGAGCGCAGCCAGCCGGCGCGGCCGGAGAGCCUGAGAAGCACAGCGAGAACUGCUUCCAAUGGAAACACAAAUAAAACCUUUGCUUACAACAAAGACAUGCCUUUAAUAUUUAUUGGAGGAGUACCUCGAAGUGGCACUACGUUAAUGCGUGCCAUGCUUGAUGCUCAUCCGGAUAUUCGAUGUGGAGAGGAGACGAGGGUAAUCCCACGAAUUCUGGCAGUGAAGCAGAUGUGGGCCAGGUCGAGCAAAGAGAAGAUCCGGCUGGAUGAAGCUGGAGUCACAGAUGAGGUCCUGGACUCAGCCAUGCAAGCGUUUUUAUUGGAAAUCAUCGUGAAACAUGGGGAGCCUGCGCCUUAUUUGUGUAACAAAGACCCUUUUGCUCUAAAAUCCUUAUCUUAUCUUGCUAGAAUUUUCCCCAAUGCCAAAUUUCUUCUAAUGGUACGGGAUGGUCGUGCAUCUGUACAUUCCAUGAUAUCUCGAAAAGUCACAAUAGCUGGGUUUGACCUCAACAGCUACAGAGACUGUUUGACCAAGUGGAAUCGUGCUAUAGAAACUAUGUACAACCAGUGUAUGGAGGUUGGCUUUGAAAGAUGUAUGCUGGUACAUUAUGAACAGCUUGUAUUGCAUCCUGAAAGAUGGAUGAGAACUCUCUUAAAGUUCCUCCGCAUCCCAUGGAACCAAGCAGUUCUGCACCACGAAGAAAUGAUUGGGAAAGCUGGGGGUGUUUCUCUUUCCAAGUGAGUAUGAGCGUUCCUCUCUUG